AUGGCCGACGGGGAGCUGACCGUGGACAGCCUCAACCGCCUGCUGGACAUACGUGGAUGUCGUCCAGGAAAGAUUGUGCAGAUGACUGAAGCAGAAGUUCGAGGAUUAUGUGUCAGGUCUUGUGAGAUCUUUCUCAGCCAGCCUAUUCUUUUGGAAUUGGAAGCACCACUGAAAAUUGGUGGAGAUAUUCAUGGACAAUAUACAGAUUUACUGAGAUUAUUUGAGUAUGGAGGUUUUCCACCAGAAGCCAACUAUCUUUUCUUAGGAGAUUAUGUAGACAGAGGAAAGCAGUCUUUGGAAACCAUUUGUUUGCUCUUGGCUUAUAAAAUAAAAUAUCCAGAAAACUUCUUUCUUUUGAGAGGAAAUCAUGAGUGUGCUAGCAUCAAUCGCAUUUACGGAUUCUAUGAUGAAUGCAAGCGAAGGUUUAACAUUAAAUUGUGGAAGACCUUCACUGAUUGUUUUAACUGUCUGCCCAUAGCUGCCAUUGUGGAUGAGAAAAUCUUCUGUUGUCAUGGAGGACUGUCACCAGACCUACAGUCUAUGGAGCAGAUUCUAAGAAUUAUGAGACCCACUGAUGUUCCUGACACAGGUUUGCUCUGUGAUCUGCUGUGGUCUGACCCAGACAAGGAUGUACAAGGCUGGGGAGAAAAUGAUCGUGGUGUUUCCUUCACUUUUGGAGCUGAUGUAGUCAGUAAAUUUCUAAAUCGUCAUGAUUUAGACUUGAUUUGUCAAGCUCAUCAGGUGGUAGAAGAUGGGUAUGAAUUUUUUGCUAAGUGGCAGUUGGUAACCUUAUUUUCGGCUCCGAAUUACUGUGGCGAGUUUGACAAUGCUGGUGGUAUGAUGAGUGUGGAUGAAACUUUGAUGUGUUCAUUUCAGAUAUUGAAACCAUCUGAAAAGAAAGCCAAGUAUCAGUAUGGUGGACUGAAUUCUGGUCGUCCUGUCACUCCACCUCGAACAGCUAAUCCACCGAAGAAAAGGUGAAGAAAGGAAUUCUGAAAAGAAACCAUCAGAUUUGCUAAGGACAUACUUCAUGAUAUAUAAGUGUGCACUGUAAAACCAUCCAGC
Jaculus jaculus (lesser Egyptian jerboa) is the source of this 1065-nucleotide messenger RNA. Its product is annotated as serine/threonine-protein phosphatase PP1-beta catalytic subunit-like. The record is from RefSeq and is a predicted model, not a curated record. Gene Ontology annotation, cellular component: cytoplasm; nucleus. Gene Ontology annotation, biological process: circadian regulation of gene expression; regulation of circadian rhythm. Lineage: Eukaryota; Metazoa; Chordata; Mammalia; Rodentia; Dipodidae. Gene Ontology annotation, molecular function: protein serine/threonine phosphatase activity.